Molecule: messenger RNA, 2133 nt
Organism: Trichoderma reesei QM6a
Lineage: Eukaryota; Fungi; Ascomycota; Sordariomycetes; Hypocreales; Hypocreaceae
Exons: 3
Coding region: 1-2133 (710 amino acids)
Source: RefSeq, a predicted model, not a curated record
AUGCCCGUCUUCGGAGAACCCUCAGUCGAUGACCUCUCCAGUGAUCCGACUCAACGGACACGAUGGAGCUACACCAGCUCCUCUGAUCCGCCGCUGCCCGAUGAAGAUGCCACUCAGCCAUUCUGCCCUCGUCAUGCUGUCACUAUCGCUCGUCUAUACAAGAACUUCUUUGGGCCUCUACCAAUGAACUCAUCCUCGACAACUCCGCAUCGCGAUUGGCAUUUUGGCAACCUCGAUUAUGUCCUGUCUCGGCGGGACUGGUGCCGAGCUUGCAGCCUCAUCGCAAAUGUCAUUCUUGAAGACCCCUCAAACUCCCUCUUGGAACGCCAGAAUGCAGAAAUUAUUGCUUGCUGGAUAUGGGACGGGGUGCUUGAGGGCAGCAGCAGUGACAUGGGAACGCUGCGUCUAAGGAUCGCCCCGGAAAUGGUUGGCUGGGAGAGUCUCUUUGAGCCAUUCGAUCUCGUUCCCUUGGCGAAUGAUGGGGCAGAAAAUACAAUGUUUCUGGGGCGGAAAAUUGAUGAGGCUCGGUUUGAUUUGGAGCUGGUCAAACGCUGGAUCAACAACUGUGCAGAAUGGCAUGGCGACGAAUGUUUGGACUCGACACCAUGGCAGACUCUAGAACUGGGUGUGCCUUUUAUCCGAAUGGUCUCGCUGAGUGAUAGCAAGUUGAUCGAAACCUCCUGUCCGCCGCCCUACGUAGCACUGAGUUACGUAUGGGGCACUGCCCCGGUGUUCAAGACAUCACAGAGCAAUAUAGGAGGCCUGAUGCAGCAGCAAGGCUUGCCGGUGGCGUCUCUUCCCACGUCUAUCCGCGAUGCCAUGACUCUAGCGCAGGAGCUUGGCUUUGAGUAUAUCUGGAUCGACUCGAUAUGCAUUAUCCAAGAUUCCGGAGACGACAAGAUGCAGCAGCUUCGCAUGAUGGACAGCAUCUACACCCGUGCAAGCCUCACCAUAGUUGCCGCAGCCGGCUCUCAUGCCAACGCGGGAAUUCCUGGCCUUCAAGCAGGCACAAGGUCUCGGAAACAGCAUAUAGUGCAGGUAUCUGACGAUCUGUCUCUUGUGGCACUCCAUCCAGACACGCAUCGAAGCGCAGCAGCAACGACGUGGAGCACCAGAGGCUGGACAUAUCAGGAGCUGCUUUUAUCAAAGCGGUGUGUGUACUCCUUUCCAGACGGCUCGGUGAGCUUUCAGUGCUCGAGAGCCGUCUGGGGAGAGGAUUACCAUGCAGAGACGCCGCACUUGAAGCGGUGCGCGCCCAUGCUUGAUAUCUCGCUGAAUCGCAGCUGGAUGUCUCCUGGAAGCGUCAGGGAGAGAGGUGCUCCAACCGUCCACGUAAAGGAUACGCCGUACUUGCAUGAAUAUUCUCGCCUCGUUGGGGAGUACACUGGACGCAACAUGUCCUAUGCGAGUGACCGGCUCGCAGGCAUCAGCGGCGUCCUAGAAGUCCUCCAGCGAGAGUUCAGCCUCUCUUUUCUUCAUGGACUACCAGAGGUCCUCAUCCAUAUGGCUCUUCUUUGGCAGCCGCGGGACAAGCUGAAGCGCGUUCCAAAAGAUGCCAACACUGGCCUGCCGCUGUUCCCCAGCUGGUCGUGGACUGGCUGGACAGGACCAGUGGGCUACGAGGACUGGAAUGUCUUCAACAGCAUGCCCGAGUUAGAAGACCGAGCAAAGAGGCCGGUCAAUACAAGCGGGCAGCCGCCUUGUCUCUGUCUGCGCACCCGCAAAGCAAAGUUUCGACUGACCUACCUUGUCUUGAGCCCCGACUUCAGCAAGGACGACUUUCCCAUCGAAAAACGAGGCCGAUUUGGACUCUCCCCGCCAUCGCCGUCGACGGGGGAUCGACCCUGGCUGGGGACCAUUCUCCUGCCAGUGCAGUAUCUUGCCAAGAUGACGCAGGAUCACGAGUUCAUCAUUCUAUCGGAGAGCUAUGGGUUCAGUCGGCAGGAGGUGGCACCAACGACGGCUGGGCAGAUGAAGCCGUUUGAGGUCUACGACGUGAUGAUGAUUCGGCGGAUUGGGUCAACGAGCACUUGGCUCGAUGGAAAGAGUGUUGUGGAGAGGAUUGGAGUUGGGAGGAUGUUGAAGAGUGCGUGGAGUGAUGAUGGUGCUUGGGAAGAUUUCGUCCUCGUAUAA